GCCCACCUGGAGUGACGCACCGGGAAAAGUGUGAUCAACACCUGGGAAUACAGUAAGAUACACAGGGGACCAGGAACACACGCUGAGACGCUCCAUUGGUGGGACCUGGAACAAUACCGAGAAUAUACCAGUUGCCGAGGAGCCCUGAGCCGCUCUGCCUGGUCCCCGCUCCCCCAGGUUGGUGAUGGCGAUGAGGCAAACUCCACUGACAUGCAGCGGCCACACCAGGCCCGUGGUCGACUUGGCUUUUAGCGGAAUCACACCUUACGGUUACUUCCUAAUCAGCGCCUGUAAAGAUGGCAAGCCCAUGAUGCGCCAAGGUGACACAGGAGACUGGAUUGGGACGUUUCUGGGUCACAAAGGUGCUGUCUGGGGAGCCACGUUAAAUAAAGAGGCCAACAGGGCAGCAACCGCAGCAGCAGAUUUUUCAGCCAAGGUUUGGGAUGCUGUGACAGGUGAUGAAAUGAUCACAUUAGCCCACAAGCACAUUGUCAAAACUGUAGACUUCACUCAGGAUAGCAACAACUUAUUGACUGGCGGGCAAGACAAAGUUUUGCGUAUUUAUGAUUUGAACAAACCUGAAUCAGAGCCUCUCGAGAUCAGUGGUCAUAGUUCUGGUAUUAAGAAAGCGCUGUGGUGUAAUGGAGACAGGCAGAUAAUUUCAGCAGCUGAUGACAAGACUGUAAGGCUCUGGGACAGGUCUAGUAUGAUUGAAGUGCAAACGAUUCAUGUUGGAUCAUCUGUAAGCAGUGUUGAGUAUAUACCUGAUGGAGAGAUUCUGGUUUUAACUUAUGGAAAAACUAUUGCUUUUUAUAAUGCACUGAGUCUUGAAUUGAUCAAAUCUUUUGACGCACCAGCAUCAAUCAACUCUGCUUCUCUUCACCCUGAGAAAGACGUUUUUGUUGCAGGAGGUGAUGAUUUCAAACUGUACAAGUUUGAUUACAAUACAGGCGAGGAUUUAGAGUCAUACAAAGGUCACUUUGGUCCAGUCCACUGUGUAAGAUUUAGCCCUGAUGGAGAAUUAUAUGCGAGUGGUUCUGAAGAUGGAACUCUUCGUCUCUGGCAGACAACAGUUGGCAAAACAUAUGGGUUGUGGAAAUGCGUGCUUCCUGAGGAGCUUGCUUCUGAAAACUCUGAUUCAAUCUAUGGCACACCUCCGGAGGUAAAAGCCUGAGAUGUCAACUUGAGCAAAACAAAUGAGCAACAAUAUGUGAUGAACUGAAUAAAAAGGAAGCCUCCAGUUUUAUAUGGUUAUGGAAAAUGCAGACCUGAUAAAUGAAACCAUAUCAUUCAUUUAAAAACUUUCUAAUUGUUUAUAAGUCAAGCACCUGGUGUCUGCAAGGAAAGAAAGAAGUAGACUUACGUAUGUUCAUUGCAGCUGCCUCCCAUUUUGCAGUGGUUUAAUUGGACCUGACUUGUAAAAUCUGUAUAUAUUGUAUCUUGACAGAAGUUUCUCAUUGAGGAAGUGUGGUCAAGUUACAGUUAUAAUAUAAUAGAUUCAAGUCUGUUUCCCUUAAAAUAUAUCCUUUUUUUUCUUUUCCACUCCUAAGUUCAGUGUUGCUUCUAUGGUUUAACAAUAAAACUUUAUUCAAUACGUGUUGUCAUUCUUUUCAUUUUAAAUGGUUUUCAAUAUGUCACAAUUUCUUGGUGAUUUUUGUGGAAAUGGCCCCUUGAGCAGUAUUAAGCCGUCCCCUCCCCACACAUGUGUAAACAUAAACAAGCAGAAAAUGUUUUACGUUGUAUUUAUUACUCUUCAAAAUUUUGCAUGCUUACAGCCUUUUUUUGCUGCUUUGUAACUCAGUGCGUGUUUGUUCAGAAUUACAUUGAUCUGGAUAAGUGCUUAUUGAAAUAGAUAUAUUAAUUAUUUUUGCCAUCAGUGGAAGAAAUAGGCUGUGGUUGCAGCAAUUAUGUUAGGACUCUUAUCUGCUCAGGAGCUAUGUUAUAUUUUAUGUAUUAAACUGAACGUUGGCAAUGUGGAAUGAUUCACUUUUGCAGUCAACUGUUUUUGAUUAUAUACAGCAUGUUUAAUGCUGUAGCCCAAUCGUGGGCUCACUGGAAACCUUUUUAAGUUACUGCCUGAUCCUGAUAUGCCUAUUUCUUUUCCCAAUUACAGCAUUGGGUUGUUAUGGUCUUUUGAAAAAUGUCUUGUGACACUUGUCUCCUGAUUUAAAAAAAAUAAAAAAUGGGUCGGGCUAUGA
Stegostoma tigrinum is the source of this 2198-nucleotide messenger RNA. It is a transcript of the gene strap, whose product is annotated as serine/threonine kinase receptor associated protein. Lineage: Eukaryota; Metazoa; Chordata; Chondrichthyes; Orectolobiformes; Stegostomatidae. The transcript is spliced from 10 exons. Gene Ontology annotation, molecular function: protein binding; RNA binding. Gene Ontology annotation, biological process: spliceosomal snRNP assembly. The record is from RefSeq and is a predicted model, not a curated record. Gene Ontology annotation, cellular component: SMN complex. The coding region runs from base 185 to 1174 and encodes 329 amino acids.